Momordica charantia (bitter melon) is the source of this 3375-nucleotide messenger RNA. Its product is annotated as putative E3 ubiquitin-protein ligase RF298. NCBI's taxonomy places the organism in Eukaryota, Viridiplantae, Streptophyta, Magnoliopsida, Cucurbitales, Cucurbitaceae. The record is from RefSeq and is a predicted model, not a curated record.
AAAUAUUCAGUAAGGAGAGAGAGAGAGAGAGCCUAUAUGCUCUACGCUACAGCAAGAAAAUAAGGAAACGAAAGGAAAAAAAGAAAGAGAGAGAGAAAAAAAAAUACAUCAAAAAGAAAGGGGAAAAAAAAAAAAGGAAAAAAGGCUCUUACAAGGAUUUCUCUAUCUGAUUCUCCGAUGUUUUUCUGAUUUUUGUAUAUUUCCUUACAAUCUCCGAUUGUUCCAAUCACCAGCUUGAAUCGGCUGCGCUCUGCCGAUCGUUUCGCCGUCCGUUCUUCAACAUUAAAUUAUCGAAUUUGUGUUGGGGAUCUUCUAUGUUUCUAGCAGUCCCCAAUUUAAAUUGUUGAUAAAUUUGUUGUUCCUUUGAUCUACGAGAUUUUGAUUGUCGUCGAUUUUAGUACUGAGAUUCAAGUGGAAAAUGGCAUCGAUGGUCGCUAAGCCGAGUUGUCCUAGUACUAGCAAUCAUGUGCCUUCUUCUAUGACUGUCCAGGAGAAAGGGAGUAGGAAUAAGAGGAAGUACCGAGCAGAUCCACCUUUAGGUGACCUGAAUAAGAUCACCAUGUCAUCUCAAGAUGAAUGCCCGAGUUAUGAGUUUUCUGCUGAGAAAUUUGAGAUAAGUUCAAAUAUUGGGCAAACCAGUGCGUGUGAUAUUUGUAGCAUUAGUCAAGAAUACUCUGCUGCAUUGAAACUUGAUCUCGGAUUGUCCAAUGGUUUGGGGUCUUCUGAUGUUGGGUUAAACUGGCCAAGGGAGGAAUUAGAUGUUGAUGAGGUCGAAGAUGCUGAUUGGAGUGACCUUACAGAAGCUCAGCUCGAAGAACUUGUUUUAAGCAAUUUGGACACAAUAUUCAAGAGCGCAACCAAGAAAAUUGUUGCUUCUGGAUACAGUGAAGAGGUUGCUAUAAAAGCUGUCUCGCGGGCUGGCAUUUGUUUUGGUUCUAAAGACACCGUGUCAAAUAUAGUGGACAACACCUUAGCUUUUCUUAGAAGCGGCCAAGAAAUUGAUCAUUCAAGGGAACACUGUUUUGAAGAUUUACAGCAACUAGAGAAAUAUAUUUUAGCCGAAUUAGUUUGUGUUCUCCGAGAGGUUAGGCCUUUCUUCAGCACUGGGGAUGCAAUGUGGUGCUUGUUGAUAUGCGACAUGAAUGUAACUCAUGCAUGUGCAAUGGAUAGUGACCCAUUUAAUGCAUUUUUUUGUGACGGGGCUUCGAAUGAGAGUUCGUCUAACUCUAUCCCACAGAUAAAAGCAGAAGCCAAAAUCUCUGAGAUGAAUCUUCCUAAGCCCGUUAAGCCAAUUUCUCCAAUCAGUUGUGCUCAUAGUUCUCAAUCCGAGGAACCAGCCACUCUAGGAGUUCCUAAUCUUCCAAAAACAAAGGAUCCCGUGUUUUUGAGUGGACCAGUAUCAGAUAAAGAAUUUCAAAGUUCCGCCUCUGAUGUUGCUGAGGAAUCAUUUAAUGUAGCUGGAAACUCUCAAACUUCUGUAUCGGAAGAAAAAAUUGGGAGCAGUAGGAAGUUUCAUUCUAAUAUAACAAAGAGAGAAUACAUGCUUCGACAAAAAUCGCUUCAUGUGGAGAAGAACUUUCGAACAUAUGGACCUAAGGGCUCAUCAAGAGGUGGGAAGCUGACGGGUUUGGGGGGUUUAAUGUUAGAUAAGAAAAUAAAGUCUGUUUCAAGCUCCACAUCAGUAAACUUUAAGAAUGCUUCGAAAAUAAGCAAGGCUAUGGGAAUUGAUGUGAUCCAAGACAUUGGGAACCAUAGUCUUUCCACCAUUGACAUUCCAGCUUCCUCCCUAGCAUUUUUGGAAAACAUUAGCACCAUUUCUCCUUUUUCUAAGGCCAAUACGCUAUCUUCAAUGCCUGCACCUAGUUCACCACCUGCAUUACCUGAAGCUAAUACUUCUUCUGCAUUAUCAACAUCUGACAUUGAUCUUUCUCUUUCUUUGCCCACUAAAAGCAAUCAGCCUUCGAUGCCUAUCAGCUACAACGCUGAAUCUUCUUCUAGCAGUUUUGUUGAGAAAUCUUAUGAAAAGUCACUUGGGCAGUGGUUUCCUAGGGAUAAGAAGGAUGAGAUGGUUUUGAAGCUAGUACCAAGAGCACGGGAGUUACAAAAUCAGCUGCAAGAGUGGACGGAGUGGGCCAAUCAAAAGGUCAUGCAGGCUGCAAGGAGGCUGAGUAAGGACAAGGCUGAACUCAAGGCUCUGAAACAAGAAAAGGAGGAAGUUGAGCGGCUGAAAAAGGAGAAGCAGACUCUGGAGGAAAAUACCAUGAAGAAGCUUUCUGAGAUGGAACAUGCAUUGUGUAAGGCUAGUGGGCAGGUUGAACUUGCUAACUCUGCUGUUAGGAGGCUCGAGGUGGAGAAUGCUGCACUACGGCAGGAGAUGGAGGUUGCAAAGUUACGUGCUACAGAAUCAGCUGCUAGCUAUCAAGAGGUUUCGAGGAGGGAGAAGAAAACACUAAUGAAAGUUCAAUCAUGGGAGAAGCAGAAAACAUUGUUCCAGGAAGAACACACGGCCGAAAAACGAAAAUUGAAACAACUAAUACAGGAACUAGAUCAAGCCAGGGAUCUCCAGGAGCAACUUGAGGGUAGAUGGAAGCUGGAGGAGAGAGCAAAAGAUGAGGUGCUGAUGCAGGCUGCUUCGUUAAGAAAGGAAAGAGAACAAAUCGAGGCUUCAGUGAAAGCAAAGGAGGAUACGAUUAAACUGAAAGCAGAAAACAAUCUUCUAAAAUACAAAGACGAUAUUCAAAAGCUUGAAAAAGAAAUCUCCCAGUUGAGACUCAAGACUGAUUCGUCGAGAAUUGCUGCUCUUAAGAGAGGCAUUGACGGAAGUUAUGCCAGUAGGCUAACAGAUACCAGAAACAGCACAGAUCAUAAAGAAUCCUGGACCCCAAAUGUCUCGGAAUCGAUGAAGGAUCUUUACGAGUACUCUGGAACCGGGGGUGUGAAGAGGGAGCGGGAGUGUGUGAUGUGCCUUUCAGAGGAGAUGUCAGUAGUUUUUCUCCCAUGCGCCCAUCAAGUGGUGUGCACAACCUGCAAUGAACUGCAUGAAAAACAGGGUAUGAAAGAUUGUCCUUCUUGUAGGAGCCCCAUACAGCGGCGUAUUCCAGUCCGUUAUGCUCGCUCGUAAUCAGUUUUUACCGUUGAGUUCGAGUGCUUUUGAAUAAUGUUCUGGGACUCCUAUGGAAUGGAAUAAUGCAUUUGAAUUACCCUUGUUAGAAAAUGUUGUGGAAAAUCAAGUUUGCCUGUGUUGGUUAUUACAAAUCCUUACCUUACCUCCCUCAGCAGCUGUUUGAACAAUCAACAAGGUACUCUUUAUCUUAAACUCUUUAAGAAUUUUAGCAUCCAAAAGUAGAUGAUGCAAGAGAAGUCUUGUCCUUAAAA